AUGGCUACAUCAACUUUAACUAUUCAUAAUUUAUCGAAAGAUAGAAAUUCAGCAAAGGUCAUUUAUUCUAAACCACCUGAUUAUGCAGUUCUUUAUCCUAAACCACCUAAUUAUAUAGUUCAAUCUACAGAAUCAGUCAAUUGUUCAAAUACUCAUAGUCAAGUUCAUCAACCUCAAUCAACGUAUAAUAUAAAUUCUUCAUCAUCCUCUAGCAAUCUCAAUCGAAAUAUAAUCCAAUCAACAGAUAAAAUUAACAGUUACAUAGUUUGGUCUAUUAUAAAUGUAUUCUGUUGUUGCUUAUGUCUUGGCUGUGUUGCUUUGCAUUAUUCAAACAAGACAAAAGAUUUAAAAAGAGAAGGUCUUGUACAAGAUGCAUUAAACACUUCAAAGAAAGCUCGUUAUAUCAAUACAAUUGCCACAACGAUGGGUAUAUUCAUUUUGGUUUUCUGGUUUAUCGAUUAUCUCAAUAAAAUUAAUUCUCAAAGAGUUAAAACAUUUCAUUGA
Adineta steineri is the source of this 504-nucleotide messenger RNA. NCBI's taxonomy places the organism in Eukaryota, Metazoa, Rotifera, Eurotatoria, Adinetida, Adinetidae. The record is from the annotation of a GenBank genome assembly.